AUGCUUCCCUCCAUCGAGGAGAAGGCCGUCAGGAAGGCUGAGAAGCGAAGGUUCAGACCUCCCAUCGUGUGUCUUGCUUUCUCCUCGGCAUCUGCAGAGGCGCUCACAAUGGUCCUGAAGACUGUCGGCUGGCAGUCAAGAGACGUGCUUUAUGAGAAGAGCGAUAUCUUCUGGGUCUCAACGUUAGAUCAGCUCUUGACAAGGUUGAAAUGCAUCAGCAACAGACAAGUUUGCUCCAGGAUACCAGGGAUGUACAUGCUGUGCGACAAGUGCCCCUUCUCCAAGAUGAUGGGGAGAGGGAGGAGCAUAUUUCGGUCCUUGUAUGACUUCUACCCCGAGUCGUGGCUGCUCCCUGACGACCUCAAGGCCCUGAGCAGCGCCUGCACCUCGACCAAGGAGUUCUCCAUCAUCGUGAAGCCAAACUCGGGCUCGCAAGGGGACGGGAUCUUCCUAGUGUCCAGCUACGAGGACCUCGUGAAGCGGAUCUCCUCCGCGCCGGAAAGAGAUCUGAUAGCUCAGAGAUACAUCGAUCGCCCCUUGCUGCUCGACGGCCUCAAGUUCGACCUCAGGGUGUACGUGCUGAUCAGAUCCAUAGAGCCGCUGGACGUCUGGAUCUGCCACGAGGGCCUGGCACGGUUCUGCACGGACAAGUAUCAUUUGCCCAACGCCAGAAACCUGAGCAAAGUGACGAGCCACCUGACCAACUACAGUCUCAACAAGCUGAGCGAUCGAUUCGUCCGACCUGACAACUCCCACAUGGAGCUGCAGAGUGACGGGGAGGCCGCGACUGGGGAGUGGGGGGAGGAACAGGAGAGGAACGCCUCCAAAAGGUCGAUCAGCUACGUCUUCCAAGAGAUCUCCAGGCUGGGGUACAACACGGAGUCGAUAUGGGAACAGAUCCAUGACCUGGUACAGCAGACCUGUCUCCUCCUCCGGCCCUCCUUGUGUGAGAGUAUCUACGAGCUCAAGGCAAGGGACCCAGGCUUGGCAGGGACCUCUUACUCCGGGGGGCCGAGCUGCUUCCACCUGCUGGGGUUUGACAUCAUGCUGGAUGAGAAGUGCAAGCCGUGGCUGCUGGAGAUGAACUGCAGCCCCAGGGUCGGCAUCGACGACAUCGAGGUGGUUGCCAAGGGGACAGAGGCCGAGGGCGUCAAGGUCUGCAGGUGCAUGGAGCACCACAGGCCUCACGUGCACUUCAUCUCUGAGGUGGAUAGGAGAGUGAAGCUGCAAGCUCUGGGCGGAGCUCUGCUGCUGGUCAGUGAAGGGUUCAAGAACUCCAAGGUACUUUCCCACGGGUUCCGCGCAGACAGCAAGAAGCACCAGGAGCUCCUCUCGCAGUACAAGCAGGUAGACAGUCCUCUUGCUCUGCUCGCGGUCGCAGCUGACAUGCUGAGCUUCAAGAUCUGUGGAGAAGGAGUGGAAGUUCAGCACAAGGAGCUUGCGCUCAUUGACCGGCUACACUCGCUGUACAUCAAGGUGUCAGGGUGUAAGAGGAAGAUGGACAGCAGCCGUCUCCGUUUUCUCGUCAAGGAACUCGGGCUGCCGCAGAAGGAAGUUCGGAACGCUCAGCUGACUAUCGACUCCAUCUCUCUGCGAGCAAGGGCCAAGAAGGCGGGACUGACUGGGUUUGACGACUUUCUUGAUAUUCUUAUCGCCCUCGGCCGAUCGCUGUAUCCCUCCCUCAGCACCUUCGAUGCGCUUACGGAAGUUUGUCGUUCUGUUUGA
Molecule: messenger RNA, 1725 nt
Organism: Guillardia theta CCMP2712
Lineage: Eukaryota; Cryptophyceae; Pyrenomonadales; Geminigeraceae
Exons: 9
Coding region: 1-1725 (574 amino acids)
Biological process (GO): protein polyglutamylation; microtubule cytoskeleton organization
Cellular component (GO): cilium
Molecular function (GO): tubulin-glutamic acid ligase activity; tubulin binding
Source: RefSeq, a predicted model, not a curated record